AUGCAAGAGAUCCUCGAUGAUGCUGCGCACUUCGUCCCUUUGACGCAUGACCCAACCGCUAAAGCGGAACGCUCUUUGGUGGACCACCUCCGUGAGUUGAAGAAGAAGGGCCACCUGGAUGAGGCUACCUACUGCCGCCUCUCCUCAUCGGACGGCGCUACUCCCAUAAUUUACGGCCUCCCCAAGAUACACAAGCCUGGGUGCCCUCUGAGACCGAUUGUCUCGUUCAUCGGGUUGCCCACGUACAACCUGUCCAAGUAUCUAGUAGAACUUGUGACUCCCGUUACCGGCAACAACAACCUGACGGUGCGCAACUCGAAGGAGUUUGUCGAGCUGCUCCGGACGCAAGCCCCCAGCAGCAACGAUGUCAUGGUGUCAUUUGAUGUGGUGUCACUGUUCACCAACGUUCCGAAGGAUCUCGCGGUACAAGUGGUGGAGGCCCGACUACGGAAGGACAGCACCCUGCCAUCACGAACGUCACUCACAGUUGAAGAGGUAGCUAUACUCCUGAGAUUCUGCCUCAAUCAAACUCAUUUCACCUUCAACGGCAAGUGUUAUCAUCAAAUCGAAGGAUGCCCUAUGGGAAGCCCUGUGUCAGUGACGCUGGCAAACUUGGUCAUGGAGCACAUUGAAGAGACGGCCAUGGAACGGUUCUCCCGUCCAGUUAAGUUCUACCGCUACUACGUAGAUGAUACGUUCGUCAUCCUAGACAGGGACCACGUCGAUGAAUUCCACUCGGUUCUCAACUCCAUCGAAUCAUCGAUCAAUUUCACGUAUGAAGUUGAGCAGAGCGGCAAGCUUCCUUUCUUGGAUGUAUGUGUAUGCAGGGACAGCACGGGGAGCAUCCAUAUGUGUGUCUACAGAAAGCCCCGCGAUACCGGCACUUUCCUAAGUUUUGGCUUGCAUCACCCCACGGAACACAAGCGAAGUGUGGUGCGAACUUUAUUGCACCGUUCAGAGCAAUUGUCAUCUUGCAGCGAGCUACGGGCUUGUGAAGAUGCGACGAUCACCGCUUCCCUGGACAAGCGAGGCUACCCACAUUCGUUUAUUGAGGACACCCGGAAACGUAUGCAGCUACGUAAACCGCAGGAUGAGGACCCCUCCCCCCUUACCCAGGUCACAAUUCCAUACGUCAAAGGCGUUUCGGAAUCUAUCCACUGGGCGCUACUUUCAUUGAAAAUCUGGACGACCUUCCGACCGCACGUUAAACUGCGCAGCCUCAUCUCCAAGCCAAAGGACACUGUCGCCCCAGAAGACCAGUCUGGCGUUGUAUACAAGCUACAAUGUCUAGGUUGUGACACGUGCUAUAUUGGCGAGACAGGCCGGAAAAGAAGGACCCGCAUAAAAGAACACAAGAGCGACGUCCGGAACGCAACACAUGCCACACGGCUAAGACCGAACUCGGCGAGCAUUCUUGGAACACGGGGCAUUGUUUCGGCUACGAUAACGCGGUGA
Molecule: messenger RNA, 1455 nt
Organism: Ornithodoros turicata
Lineage: Eukaryota; Metazoa; Arthropoda; Arachnida; Ixodida; Argasidae
Exons: 1
Coding region: 1-1455 (484 amino acids)
Source: RefSeq, a predicted model, not a curated record